CAUUGAAACAGCUGACGAAGGACGAGAAAGACACAGGCCUUAGAAAGCAGCAAAGAAAGACUUUUUUCUACAAAAUUCUGCGUAAUGGCAGGAGGAUCGAGGGCUGGACACAGUCCAGAACACUCCAGAGACAGGCAUCACUCUGCCAGUGCCUGUGAUUCGGAGACUUGUGUAAACCUGCGCGUCAUCAACUAUGAUGACACUGUGCGCAGACUUGACCAUUACUAUGGCAUUGUUAAGCGACAACUGCUACAGAACCAGAGUGUUACCCUGGGAUUGUUCCCAGCCUGUAGCAUGGAGAAGCGGGAAGCAGAUAUCAGAACUAGUAUCUACUGUGCUGCUUCUAUAUGGAGUCUUUAUCAGUCAUACAGACGUAUUGAUGAUGACCGAGGUAAAGCAUACGAACUAGGCCAGUCUUGUGUCAAGUGUAUGAGGGGCAUUCUCAUGUGCUGGAUGCGGCAGAGUGAAAAAGUAGAGAUGUUUAAGCAGGGACAGCAGCCAAAAUAUGCCCUGCAUGCUAAAUUUAAUCUUCUGACAGGAGAGGAAGUUAUUUCAACGGAUGAUUACGGGCAUCUGCAGAUUGAUAUUGUUUCCCUGUACCUGAUUUUCCUGGUCCAGAUGAUUAAUUCAGGUCUACAGAUUAUAUACACCAUGGAUGAAGUUACUUUUGUCCAAAAUUUGGUGUACUAUGUUGAGAGAGCUUACCGUACACCCGAUUUUGGUAUGUGGGAAAGAGGAAGCAAGUACAACAAUGGAACACCUGAACUUCAUGCCAGUUCAAUUGGUAUGGCGAAAGCUGCAUUGGAGGCCAUCAAUGGAUGCAAUCUCUUUGGGGAGAAAGGAGCAUCUUGGUCAGUCAUCUUUGUUGACAUUGAUGCACAUAACCGCAACCGUAGCAUCUUUGAAACACUGUUACCAAAAGAAUCCAGUUCUAAGAGUGUUGAUUCUAGUCUUCUUUGCACUAUAUCAUUUCCUGCUUUUGCUACCCACGAUCAGAUGUUAUACACUACGACCAGAAGUCAGAUACUUAAUACUCUCCAAGGCUCUUAUGGCUUCAAAAGAUUUCAGCGUGAUGGGUAUGGCACGGUUGUAGAAGACAAGGAAAGGAGGUACUACCAUGCCUCAGAAACAAAGGAAUUUGAAAAUAUUGAAUGUGAGUGGCCCCUCUUCUACUUGUUCAUGAUCCUUGAAGGCAUGUUUAAAGACUCCCAAGAGCAAGUGGAGCAGUAUAAGGCAAAACUGAGUCCACUGCUCAAGAAAGAUAGAUGGGGAGAUGCUGUAGUGCCAAAGUACUACUUCAUACACAAGAACCAUGUAAAUGCAGAAAGACGUGAUCCAGGAUCUCAGCCUCGGCAACCCAGCUCAGAGGGCACUCCUAAGAAUCUCUUCCUCUGGGGUCAGAGUGUUUGGAUAAUAGCCUCCUUAUUGAUGGAUAAACUCCUUCACAUCAACGAACUGGACUUAAUCCGACGUUAUUUACCCUCCUAUAACCGUCCUCGGAAAGGCGGGCGCUAUUCAGCAUUCCAGAGCAAGACCAGCAAAGGGACAGCAAGUGAUCUGGUGGUGCAAGUUGUUUUGAUUGCAGAGAGCAUGCGUUUGCAAGCAAUGAUGGCAACAUACGGCAUCCAGACUCAGACACCUCACGAAGUAGAGCCCGUCCAGAUAUGGCCACCUCGAGAUCUAGUCAAAGUAUAUCAAAAUCUUGGCGUAAGUGAAAAGAUUGGAGUCCAUGGCAGACCGCUACGUCCCAUUGGUGCAUUGGGAACCAGCAAGGUAAUUCUAAUAUUUAUGUGUGUGUGUGUGUGUGUGUGUAUGAUAUAUAUGAUAAAUGUAUAAUUAUAUAGAUAGAUAGAUAUAGAUAUAUAUGUAGAAAUAUAUAGAUAUAUAUCUUACAUUUAUUUUUUACCCUGCAGAGAUGUGCAUUUCCGAGAGUUGUUAGAUCUGUUGGCCAUGUUGAAAACAGGUUACUGUGAUGGACUGAAAAUUCGAACUGGCAGACUUCAGAAUCUCAUUGCGUCUUCUUGUAUUGAGCAUCUGGACUUCCUGAGCACACUGGAUAUCGACUUGGAUAUCAGUCCCUUUGAGCAACUACAACAUGCCAGCAUUGGAUAUCAGUCUCUUACAGAUGUUCCAACGGCAAUAAAGUACUCGGAGGAUUCCAUGAGCUUUAAGGAUAUGGCAUUGCGACCCACAGAGGAAGUUAUAAAUGUUCUGAGGUCGGUGUCUACACUUCACGGCCAAACUCAACUCCUAGGAAUUCUGCUCCGUAGAGAAGGCCAAAACUUCCAAAUAGAUGGUGUCUCAGUGAGUGAUCGUGUGCGUUCCCUGUUUCGUCAGUCUUCCUCUCUUCGGUAUUGGGCUGUGGUUCGGGAAUGCACUGCAUUGCUAUCAAAGGAAGUGGAGUCAAUAUCACCUUACAUCACCACUGUACUAGUAUCAGGAAAGCAGCUGACGGUUGGCUAUGGUGAAGAUGAGAUUAUCUUGGAUAAACCUGUCCAACCAGGAGAAAUCCAUGAUCUGUUCUACUCUCCAGCUCUGCAGGCACACAAUGUGGUUCAGGCAGUGCUUCAACAAGAAGUUGUCUUAUACUGUGGCAAGCUGAUAGCAACACAUCCUCAGCUUUUCCUUGGUAUUCUCAACAUUAGGGUUGGAUGGGUGAUCAAGGCAAUGCAGUAUUACUUACAUGAAGUUAGAGGGACAAAAGAUGUUGUUGAGGCUCUUGCUCCCAACGAAGUUAGACGUCUUGUUGUCAAGGUCCUUUCUCUCGAUGAUUGGGCACUUAAAGAGAAAUUAACUCCCCAGCAAAUUAGGGUGAUUGAUGGAUGCCUUGGAAGAACUCCUAAGAAGUUUUAUGAGAAGGUUUGGCACAUCCUUGUCAAAACUCCCGGAGGUGUUCGUCUUGGUGAUCAGACCUUGCCUCAGCAGCCCACUCUCUCCGAGAUGUCUCACAGUGAUCUCAACUUUGCCCUAACUGUUCAGUCUCUUCUGAAUCGCAUUCAACACCCAGAAUACCGACAGAUUGUUGUAGAGCUUAUCUCUGUCAUUGCCACAAUUCUGGAGAGGAAUCCUGAGCUUAAAUUCACACAUGCAGUGGAUUUGGACCAGAUUGUAAAAGAUGCUUUCAAGAUGUUCAUGAAGGAUCUUGGCAAGGAAGUUACAGAGGACAUUUCUCAUCUCUACACUGUAUCUGAAGUUGGACUGAAGAGCUACCUUGCACGUGCUGUAGUGAACUUCAUGCUGAAGGGAGACAUAAAAACUAAUGCUGAAGAGGGUCAGACCUUCUGUCAGGUAUCUUAGUGUUUUUUCAUCUGUUUGUUUGUUUGUUUUUUUGCCUCAGAUAGAGUUGCAUUGACUGUUGUUUUCCUUUCUUAUAGGAAGAUGCAAUAGUUUGGAAUUCAAUGGAGUCUCAGCUUUUGUUUUGAUUUAGUUUUUAUUAUACAGUACGGAUAGUAUAUGACAUUAUGAUAUGAUUGUUUAAUUACUACUUUGUGAUUUUUUGUGAUUGUACAAAAAGAUUAUACUUUUGAACUAUUUUUUAUUAGGUUUAUAUAUGUUGAUUUAAUUGGAUCAUUCAUUUAUGUGUAUACAGUAUUAUUAUUGAGUUGUAUAUGCUGCAGUUUUUUAGUCAGAAGUCAAUAUUGUUUUGUCCUUUUCUGUAUGAAUUUGUAUACAGAGAAGUAACAUUUCAUUUUUCCUUUGUGGUGCUGUUUUCUUUGUUGAUGUAUUACAGAAAUUAUUCAAUUUUUGUUUUUCAUUAAAGCUGCACAAAUGUAUAGAAAAAAAAGUAUCACAGAAUAUGCAAGAAGCCUGUCAUAGUAUAUAUAUUAGAGAUUGCUUUCAUGAAAUUACCUUUCAUGGUUGACAUAUAUGGCAAUUAAUCAUGGUAUUCUUAAGCAGAAUUCAGAGCUAAAGAUAAAGAUGAAUUACUUAAUUAAAAAGUAAAAUAAAGGUAACCAUACAAGUCAGUUUGCUUACUGACGCAAAUUGCAUUAUAAACAUAUCUAGUCAUUUCCAUUUUUGUGUAUAUAGAUAUUCCGUGAAUGAGCAAUUUAGGUGAUUGAAAUUGUUAUAAAUAAUUAAUAAAAUAAAGGACUGUUGCAGUUAUCUUUUCAAAGAAUUAUUUCAAGUUCUGUAUGCCCUUAUGUUCCUCAUUCAUUUUAAUCAAGUACGACUUUGUUAUAUUGUUU
Messenger RNA from Penaeus indicus, 4187 nucleotides. RefSeq names its product probable phosphorylase b kinase regulatory subunit beta. The transcript has 25 exons. Lineage: Eukaryota; Metazoa; Arthropoda; Malacostraca; Decapoda; Penaeidae. Gene Ontology annotation, cellular component: phosphorylase kinase complex. The record is from RefSeq and is a predicted model, not a curated record. Gene Ontology annotation, biological process: glycogen metabolic process. Gene Ontology annotation, molecular function: calmodulin binding.